This is a messenger RNA of Ustilaginoidea virens, 702 nucleotides long. RefSeq lists its product as uncharacterized. The record is from RefSeq and is a predicted model, not a curated record. Bases 1 to 702 code for a protein of 233 amino acids. Lineage: Eukaryota; Fungi; Ascomycota; Sordariomycetes; Hypocreales; Clavicipitaceae. The transcript is spliced from 3 exons.
AUGAAGGGCAUUUUGAAGGCUGCCAGCAGCGGGGGCGCUGCGGAAGGGGCCUUUUGCAGAGAGUCGGCCGCAGGGCAGGGACAGUUUUGGGCGAGGGCAGACCAGCGUCAGGCCGCGGAUGUCGACAUGAUGCGAGCUGGGGUUCCGGCCAAGGCCAGGGAGGACAUACUCGCGAAGAAGAAGGCGGAAUGGAUGCGCCAACAACGGGGGGAGCAGCUCGACCCGCACGCCGCCGUCAAGUUUUCCAACCAGCCGGCUCAAGUCAGAGUCAUACCCCCUGCCGAUGUUGUUGAUGCAUCCGCCGAGAGGGAGAAGGAACGAGCCGUCCGACCCGUCAAGGGCCCCGAUCCGUACAGGACAAUGUCGUUUUUGUCCCUGUCUCCUCCCAAGUACAGCACGUCGAAACCGGCAGAAGGACGCGCCGUCCACGAGCGCUCGGCAGUCAAGACGCUACGAAUCACCCACCCCUACCCCUACCCCUACGCCGACUUCACCAGCAAGCUCGACGUGCAGAAGAGCGUGCAGAUCAUGGCGGAGGAGGAUCGGCGGCGGCGGCGCCCCGGCAGCCCGUGCGCCAGGGGGAAACAGCCGGCGGAGCAUUGCUGGCAGCGACCCAAUUUUGGCAUGGGCCGUCCAGACAGGCAGCUUGCUUGGUACCUGCGGUUCAGGUACAUGGGCAGAGCGCUGCGGCAAACCCGAUGA